AUGCCGCUGCUGCAGCAUGCUCCUGAUCGAGCUGGAAUACCGUGGCGAAUCCGCGAGAAGAGCAAAAUCUCUGAUUUUGUUUCACAAGUUGUCUCUCUUUUCUUCCAAGACUCUGAUAGGAUUCUCAAUGAUCUCUCACUUUCCCUACAUCAACAAGUUGUAGACUUCAAAAAAGUUGAUCCUCAUGUUCAUCAACUCAAAGGUAGCAGCUCCAGUAUAGGAGCACAGAGAGUCAAAAAUGCUUGUGUUGUCUUCCGCAGCUUCUGUGAGCAACAAAAUGUUGAAGCAUGUCAUAGAUGUUUGCAACAAGUGAAGCAAGAGUACUAUCUUGUGAAGAACAGACUAGAGACUCUGUUCAAGGUGAGGACUACGAACACAAAAGUUAUUUACCAGUUGUGCUGUGAGGUUUGUUGCCGUAACGUUUGUCAACUUGACCACGUCUUUGUCGAAAGCCACAAACACAGCCUCCGUAGCUCCGUCGUUGACAACCCAUGUGGAUAG
Molecule: messenger RNA, 501 nt
Organism: Thlaspi arvense
Lineage: Eukaryota; Viridiplantae; Streptophyta; Magnoliopsida; Brassicales; Brassicaceae
Source: the annotation of a GenBank genome assembly